Messenger RNA from Nerophis ophidion (straightnose pipefish), 8504 nucleotides. RefSeq names its product RAB23, member RAS oncogene family (gene rab23). Gene Ontology annotation, molecular function: GTPase activity; GTP binding. The record is from RefSeq and is a predicted model, not a curated record. The coding region runs from base 429 to 1136 and encodes 235 amino acids. The transcript is spliced from 7 exons. NCBI's taxonomy places the organism in Eukaryota, Metazoa, Chordata, Actinopteri, Syngnathiformes, Syngnathidae.
ACGUCUCCCUCCGCCAGUCUCUGCUGCCUAGCAACAAACAUUACCGAGCUAGCAAUGCGACCUAGCCGCUCUCGUGCGCAACGUAGCUAACUCGGAGGCUCGAGCAGCGGGGUGGAGGCGACACCUUUUCAGCGGGCAAAUGGCACGAAUUUAGCGGCGUCGACUUAGUUUUUUUUUUCGCUGUUACGAGGCUUAUGUUAAAGUAUAUAUAGUUUUUUUUUUUUUUUGCGAGACGACAGUAUCAGAAGGAGCGUUUUUUUUUCUUCUUCCUUCUAAGGAGCUAACCUUGGGCAAGUCAACGUCCAAGAGUCACUUUCUUCACCUAAGAGUGUGUGACACCGGAUGACUUGUAACCUGGUUGUGCAGGGGUGCUUGCAUCACAUCGCCGCCAACGCUAAGGUGAGACCAACGACAGGUGUGACGCCACCAUGCUGGAGGAGGAUAUGGAAGUGGCCAUCAAGGUGGUCGUCGUGGGCAACGGUGCCGUGGGAAAGUCCAGCAUGAUCCAGCGCUACUGCAAGGGAGUCUUCACCAAGGACUACAAAAAGACCAUCGGCGUGGACUUUCUGGAAAGACAGAUCAUUGUGAACGACGAGGAUGUCCGCCUCAUGUUGUGGGACACCGCUGGCCAGGAGGAGUUUGAUGCAAUCACCAAGGCGUACUACCGCGGCGCCCAAGCGUGCGUGCUGGUCUUCUCCACCACAGACAGAGAUUCCUUUCAGGCAAUCGACACCUGGAAGGAGAAGAUCGAAGCGGAGGUGGGAGAUAUCCCGGCAGUCUUGGUGCAGAAUAAGAUUGACCUCCUGGAGGAAACACUUAUAAAGAACGAGGAGGCAGAGGGUUUAGCCAAGAGGCUUAAAUUGAGAUUUUACAGAGCUUCAGUCAAAGAAGACCUAAAUGUCACAGAGGUGUUUAAGUACUUAGCAGAAAAGUACCUUCAACAACUCAAACAGCAAACAGCAGAAGAGACAGAGGCAGUAAACACCAAUAGCAACAAAAUAGGCGUUUUUAAUACCACAAGUAGUAAUGUCUGCAACCUAAACUCCAGCAAUGGCAGAGAAGUCAUCUCACUUCGACCUAACAAACAAAGGACCAAGAAGAGUAAAAAUCCAUUCGGGAGUUGCAGCCUCCUCUAGAAGACGACAUUGAGCUCAUUUUUUUGCAGACCAUCAGCAGGUAGCCUCAGUUAGAAACCAAAGUCCACAAAGACUGGGAAUGAUCUCAGUAAUUAUACUUAAAUAACAAUCAGAGGAUGCGUAUUAUAUAUUUUUUCCCCCAAAUGCAAUGCAGGAACAAUCUCAUAUUAUAAAUUGAGAGAGAGGACCGAUCAAAAGUUUAGACUUUUUGUAUAGUUUUAACCUACCUGAACUUGAAAAGGCUGAGAUCAUAGAGGACAUUUUAUCUGGUAGGAUUAUGUCAUACCUAUUAUAAAACUAUUUCCGGGACCUUGCCAGGUUAGGUUGAUAACAUUAAAGGGGACCCAUGAUGAUUUUAAUCUACUUUGCUUUGUGUCAAUUUUGCUCCACAGUCAUAUAUAUAACCUCGUCUUUGAGCCCACUCCUCUCCAAAAUAUCAUAAGUUUGAAAAUGUACACUGGUAAAUAUAUACCUGGAAGACAUAAAUCACCGCUAUUUUUUCGUCUGUAUCUGUGUUGGCCUCAGGAUGAGGUGGCGACUUGUCCAGGGUGUACCCUGCCUUCCGCCCGAUUGUAGCUGAGAUAGGCACCAGCACCCCCCGCUACCCUAAAUGGAAUAAGCAGCAGAAAAUGGAUGGAUGGAUGGAUAUUUUUUUUACAAACACAGCCGAAAAUUAACUUCAUCAACAGUAAAUAUAUUCACCGGUCACAACAUUAGGUACACCUGCUCACUUGCAGGUUGGCACAGAGCUGCAUAAAAGCUGCUUUUACCAGAAUUUCUGUCACCACAUGUACUAAUUAGAUUCUGAUUUAUCGUCUACCCUCUCUUGUGGUCCCCUUAAGCCAAGUUGUAAUUUUUCCGUCAAAGUUUAGCGGCUAAUCGUAUUUCGUAGGGACCCAUGUUAACAGGCGGGAGGGCAUUAGACGAGAAGGAAUGACAUUAGGUCAGUAUGUACGAGAAUGCCCACAUAUGUACGGCCGUCAAUCUGUGAUGUCACAAAUAGCCAACUGUUAAAAAAAAGACUGCAUAACCGCCAUUGAAAACAAACUCACGCCCAAAUGCUUAAACCUUAUGAUUUGAUGCUUUAACACAAUUAUUGUAGCAUUCAUAAGUUAGAAAAGAGGAAAAUCCUCAUAGGCCCUCUUUAACUUAAAAAGGGAAUAUUAUCAAAUAACCUGCUUCUAAAUGAUUUCUAUCUAAAAGUAUAUAUCUUAUAGCCAACGGUAGUUAUUACAUACCAGUGGUCAUUUUCGGUUGAAAUAAAUUAAUCGAACUUAGACAAUCCGUAGCAUGGUUAUUAUUAGCAUCAUUAUCAUCAUAAACAUGGUCACAACAAUUGGAUAACUUUUGGUUGCUACUGGUGUUUCAUAUUCACCAGCAUAUUUUGAAAUACGCCACAAGAAAGUGCAUUCAAACUUUGGACGAUAUCGUAUAAUUUGCAAAGUCGAAAUAUAGUAUUUGGGGAGGGGUUACAUUAUAUACCGGUUUAACAAAAACCUGCAUCUCUUUUUUUCAUUCUUUUAUGGAUUGUUGUCAGUACUUAAGUCCAUAAGAUGGAGUUCAUCAUUUUCACCAACUACUUUACUCAUAAUAUGCUCAUAAUGCAUAGGAAAUCCAAAAUAUAUUCAAUAUGAACAUAAUUUAAAAUAAUUUUUUUUCCUCGUACGUCAUCUCAAUUGAGAGGGAUUUUUUUCACGGCUUUAAUUCAGACAGUUGUACACCUGUACAUCUUUAUGUAUUAUCGAGGACGUGCUGAGUAUUUUUUAACACACACGGUUUCUUUGAUGACGGUUGAAUGCAUUUUUUUAAUACAAAUCCUAAGUGUUGCAUGAUGCUAUAUUGAGGUGUUAACAGCUUCAAGGUGCCAAUUAUUCCCGGUUUUAACACAAACAUAUUUGAAUGUAACUUUCAAAAAGUCAAUUAUGCUAACCAAAAAAACUAUUUUGAAGUUCAUUUACCACAUUUUAGCUCUCUGACACAUUUACCUUCACUUCAACUCACAACUACAUGUUUUUUAGUGCUGUUAAACGGUUAUUUUUCAAAAGAAGAUUAUUCACACUUUUUGAAUUUAGAUUAUUAUGAUUAAUCACAGGUUAUUGCUAGUAAAUAUCUUUAAAUGAACUUUAACAAGGUCUAAAUAUAUAAACACAAAUCAAACGUUGUCAGCAUGUCAUCCAAGAACAUUUUUAAAGUGUGUUCCUUGAAUGCACUACGUUUUUUGUAUUUUCCUAAAUGUAGUACAUAAGCCACACCCACUAAAUUUUAGAAGAAACAAAUAUUUGGGCUGCACCAGACUAUAAACCGUAGAUAUAUAUACAUAUAUAUUGUGAAAUUAGUUAUUUGCAGAUAAGUAUUUUGUAUAUGUUUAUUUACACAUCUUAAUUGUUUCCAAACGGUGUCUGUAACACGGCAGUAAAACGGCUGAUCAAACAAAACAGAAGUCAUCAUCAUGGACCCACUAGCUGCAGAAGCGAGGUCUCCAAUCGGGUAAACAGAAUCAAUAAGUCCACGGUGACAAUUUGGUGAAUUUGCUGACUAAUUUGUGAAACUGGAACAAUACAAACAGAAUAUCAUUGUAAAUGAAUAGUACUAAUACAGACAUUGGUAAACGUGUUAGCAUAUUAGCUAAUGCUGACGAUGCUAGCUUAAUUACGUUACAAUAGCACAUACAAAUAUGCAUGAAAACAGACAUCACACAUUGGACAGUUUUGUGACUAAGAAUGGUUUUAGUUAUAUUGUAAAACUUAAACGUUGCUAGGAGUUAUGAAUGAAGAAUCCAUACGAGUCCAAAAGUCCAGUCAGGGUAUAUUUUGAAGUGAGCUCACCAGUCGGAGCCUGCUCACUCUACUUUGCACUUACACGUAUGCAUUAAUCUGAUCACUGACCGUACCAACACACACAUUUCAGGUAACCAUCUGCGGCUAAGUUAAAGGAACAUGUAAGUACAGUAAAAAAAAAAAAAAUCUGCGUAAAUACAUGAUUGAUACGAUCAUUUCUUCGUGAUUUUUGACAGCCUUACUUUUUAUUCUGUAUUUACAGUGGAACAUCCAUGAUUGUACUAAGCAAUCCUGUUUUAAGUUAAAUUUUCUGUUCUACGGUUAUCAUCACACUUAUCCUUUCGGUCGUCACUGACGCACAACAUAAGGAUGGCGUUAAUCCUUCAGAGCCCCCCGAGUUCCAUUCAAGUCUAACAUUUUUCUGACAAAUCCAACAUUUUUACAGCAAAUUCCUAAAAACACAGGGCUGUUAUUCUGGAAUGUGUAAAUCCGACCAAACAAAUGCCAACUGCAGACGAUGCUUGUUCUCAAAAGAAGAAGAAUAGUAAAGGGGGAUUUGUUCGGUGGCAAAUUUGGCCCCUCGAACAAUUUAGUUCAAUUUCCCUGAGCUGAGAUGACUUGGGUGAACGGCAAAGUUUUGUUUGUAUUAUGAGGUGAACUACCUUUGGAGGUAUUUACACGUUUGGUACAAUUUAAGUGUCACUUUGACAUUUUUCCAUGCAUUACAUAAAGCACAACAUUUCAAAUAUCUUUAUUCCUAUUGUUUGGUUCUUGUGACUUUGUUCUGUUGCAGUAAUAGUACUGAUUUGAAAACACACUAUGUACAGUAUGAAAACUUCAGCCACUUUAACAAGGACGCAGAGUGCAUGAGAAAGUGGAACGGACAACAUACGGUAGCUCCCUCGAACACACACGAUCGGUUAUUGAGGAGUGAAUUGCACAACACAGCCGCAGAAACAGUGAUGUAAUAGUGGCGAGGCGCAAACUGCUCAGUCAGCAUUAAUGACUUCAUCGUAAACAACGGUACAAGCGUAACAAUAUUACUGACCACUUAUUAUACGUUUGCUGCCAAAAUGUGGCAGUAAAGAGUACAUCAAAAGGUUGCUUUUGUUGCCACGCUGAAACUACAGCAGGAGAUAAAGUUUUUACGGUCAUUCGGACAUCAAGGAGCGAUGUUGGUGAAGACAAGUGAUAAUCGAUUAUUUGAUCAGUAAAAAUGUUGAUUGUGUGGCUUUGGAUAGUGCAUCACUUCUUGCAACCAGCAGAGGCGCCGUUGAGUACGUGUCAACACGUGUUCCAUGCAAACCAGUCCCUCCAGGAUUUUGCAAUGAUGCGAUCCCGCAAAUUCGACCAACUUCCCCGCUUAUUUUGAACAAUCCUCGCCAAAUUUGUCUUUGAGUGGCGCUCAAGCGCGCGCAUCAACUUUCUUAUCAAACUUUGUUUCUUGUGUAGACGAAGCAGGAACAACAGUGCGUUGCUCAAACGGCGCAAUUGUCAUCUUCAAGCGUAGCUGAGACCUACUUCCCUAAGCCCUCCAGGUAAUGUAGUAUAUAAACAUUUACUUAUGUAUUUAUAUAUUUAUAUAUUCGCCUUUAUUUAUCCAGGGUAAGACAAUUAAGAACAUAUUUUCAUUUGCAAUGCUGACCUAGCAAAGAGGCAACAUUUACAUGUUUGAGAUGUUGAGGUGCUAUGAUAAUAAUAGUAUAAUAAUAAUAAUAUCUCAUCCUUUCUCAUUUCCAAACAAAAUGUACCUCUAUAGAUUGCUCUCAACCGUUCACAAAUGCUGUUGGAACAUAAAUUUAUGUUUUAGACUUAGACUCAGACAAACUUUAUCGAUGCACAAGGGAAAUUGCUCCACACAUUAGCUCAGUUUCAAAGGAUGAAAAGGAUAAUGCAGGUAUUAAGUAGACACAAAAUGUACCAUAGUAGCAAUAUAAAAUAUAACGUGUGUAAUAUUUACAUAUAUAUACAGUAUAUAAUAUAUACUGAUGUAUUAUAUUAUUGUAUUAUAUUAUAAAGGGAAAAGUAGUACAAAAUGGAUGGAUUAUAUUGUUAGAUAGUAUAUAACAAAUCCCAAUUAUCAUGUACAAUAUUACAGUACAUGUAACAGCUGCAGCAAAAAAAAACGGCAGUAUAAAAUAGAGAGUAGAUUCAACAGAAAAUAUGCAUUAUAAACAAAGAGAGGUAGCUAACAUAGAAGCGUUCAGGUAAUUGACAGAUAUCAUCUAUUGGGUGGGCAGGGUUGUCCAUGGUGGCGAGCAGUUUGUCCAGUGUCUUCCUGUCCCUCACUGACACAAAUGUCUCCAACUGCGUGCCAAUAGUUUGGCCGGCUUUCCGGAUCAGUUUGUCAAUCCAGUUUAAGUCCCUUUUGCUGGUGCUGCUCCCCCAACAGUCCACUGCAAAGUACAGGGCACUGGCCACAACAGACUUUUAGAUGGACAAACCCUUUUCAAGUUUAAUAUAAAGACAGAGAAUGUCUGCAACUCGUGGACGACAGAGCAGGCAAAGGACAAAAAGGAAGCCUUUUGGCAGUGUUUCUUUCUGUAAUUAUUAUUAUUAUUAUUAGUCAUAAUUAGAGAUGUCUGAAAAUAUUGGACUGCCUAUAUUUUUGGCCGAUAAAUGCUUUAAAAUGUAAUAACAAAAAUGAUUGGUAUCGGUUUCAAAAAGUAAAAUGUAUUACUUUUUAAAAUGCCGCUGUACGGAGUGGUACAUGGACGUAGGGAGUAAAGAGCAGUUGCGUCUCCCAGCCAACCCUCACGAUUUUCCCGGAAGACUCCCGAAUUUCAGUGCUCCUCCCGAAAAUCUCCCGGGGCAACCAUUCUCCCGAAUUUGUCACGAUCUCCAACCAGACAACAAUAUUGGGGGCGUGCCUCACAGGCACUUCCUUUGCGUGCCGGCCCAAUCACAUAAUAUCCAUUGCUUUUCACACACACAAGUGAAUGCAAGGCAUACUUGGUUAACAGCCAUACAGGUCACACUGAGGGUAGCCGUAUAAACACCUUUAACACUGUUACAAAUAUGCGCCACACUGUGAACCCACACCAAACAAGAAUAACAAAGACAUCUCGGGAGAACAUCUGCACCGUAACACAACAGAAGCCCUUGCAGCACUAACUCUUCCGGGAUACUAUAAUAUACACCCCCCGCUACACAAACCCCGGCCCCCCCAACCCUGCCCACCUCAAUCUCUUCAUGCCCUCUCAGGGAGAGUUUGUCCCAAAUUCCAAGCUGCUGUUUUGAGACAUGUUAAAAAAAAGAAUGCACUUUGUGACUUCAAUAAUAAAUAUGGCAGUGCCAUGUUGGCAUAUUUUUCCAUAAAAUGAGUUGAUUUAUUUUGGAAAACCUUGUUACAUUGUUUAAUGCAUCCAGCGGGGCAUCACAACAAAAUUAGGCAUAAUAAUGUGUUCAUUCCACGACUGUAUAUAUCGGUAUCGGUUGAUAUCGUAAUCGGUAAUUAAGAGUUAGACAAUAUCGGAUGUCGGCAAAAAAGCCAUUAUCGGACAUCUCUAGUCAUGAUUGAUUAAAACUGUACAGCAAGUGUGCUUUUACUGCCAUCUUGUGUCUAGUGUGCAGUAUAAAACAAAUAAAACAUCAAUACAGAAAUUGCUUUUUGACGUUUGUUUCAAUUCUGUGCUUUUUCAGGUUCAAAUUUCAGUUGAUUUAACGUUAUUGGAAAAAUAAUCCUAGGAAUAUUGCAUCUUUUGCCGCCGCUUUCAGAAAAAGCCGUUGCGAAUUCGGGCAUUUUAGGCCGCCACAAUCACCCAAAAAUCCAGCGAAAUCCUGCAGGGACUGAUAAAGAACACACCGCCAAUAAAUAAAAAACUCCCCCUGUCAAUAUAACACUGGCAUGGAAAAAGGAGUUCAGGACUUUCAGGGAGAGUCCUGCAAUAUGCAACAAAUAUGGAAAUAUGACGUGAAGUUGGCUGUUGCAGAAAUGUGAACUCAUCAUACAACCUUUUUCUUUUUACUCUUUUUUUUUUUUUUUUUUUUACAUAUGUGAGUCACACUUGCAUGCCUAAUUGAUGUUUUUGCUCUUUUGGAAGUGAUUCUGUUAUCCAACAUUCAAAUGAUUAAUGAUGUAAUAAUAACAGUACUAUUAUACUAAGAAAAAAAGUGGUCUAAUUGUGUUGCAUGCAAAAAAAAAAAAAAAAAAAAAAAAAAAAAAAGCCUUGGUGAGCAAUCAGUGAAGGUUUUAUUCGGGUCGUAACGCCACAAUGCCUUAAUCACGUUUACAUUGUCGACCUCAAGGAAGCACACCAAGCCCUCAAACUUGUACAUAAUCCAUUCUUUAUUCUCACUUCCUGCUUCUUCAAUUUCAUGCACUUUAUCAGUAAAAUAGUCAAACUAAUAACCGGGAAAUUAGACAGAAUCAUGCGUGCUCUGACUCAGGUGUGUAUAUUGUCACAUUCAGUCAGAAACAUCAAGAACCACACGUUUGAAGUCUUUUUGACGACAAUAUUUCAUCAUUGUUUCUUUUUUUUUUGGUUUUGAUCGAAUGUAACUUGACUUGUGCCACACGGCUGGGCUCCGGCUGUUCUGAUGUAUAUUAGGCAUAUCUGGGAUUAAUAAAACUCUACUUUCUUCUGUGUUG